CAAUGGAGACGGCUAAGGAUAUGCCACCCAGACCUGGUCUUCACCAAAGACACCUUUGGUAUAAAUACGGCCAUGGAUAUUGACAAAUCCAUGACAGUUGGUGAGCUGUUGAACAUGCACGCCAAGAAGCUGGAAUUGCUCAACAGGAAAUUCAUCGACAAUGUGGACAGUGUAUUGCGCCCAUUGUGGUCAACUUCCACUACAUUGGAUAAAUUUGUUAUCAAAUUUGGUCUUCGCAGGGAGCAUAAGCAUUACAUUGACAGAUGGGUUAGCUUUUCCAUCACGUCAAGGGCCAAACAUAUUGCUCUUGAUUUCACGUCCGAUGGGUCUAGCUGUGACUCUGGAUUUGACAAGUACGUUUUUCCGCUCUGUGAUCUCAGUGGCCCAAAUGGCUCUUGUAUCAUGUCUCUUGAUCUCGGCUAUAUAUUUUUAAAGCUGCCCCCCAGUUUCUGUGGUAUCACAAACCUUAAGAAACUCACACUAAAGAUGGUGUCUAUCAAUGGUGGUGAUCUCCAGCUCCUGUUGCUAAGUUGUGCUCUUCUCGAGAGUUUAAGCAUUGAGAUGUGCUCAGACUUGUCAAGUUUAUGCGUACCACAGGAGCUGUCCCAGUUGCAGUACCUGCGUGUGCGCUAUUGUGGCAUGAAAAUGUUAGAGUUGCAUGCUCCGAAUCUUACCAAAUUUGAGUUCGACGACAGUCUCAUGCAUACUGUGCUCAGUGAAUCCUCAAAGUUGUCAGAGGCAAUUUUUGUGUCUAACCUAAGAGUGCUCAAUGGUUAUGAUGAUGUUUUGGAUGAUAUCUUCACUGAGCUUCCAGCUGCUCUUCCUCAUAUGGACACACUACUUCUACUUUUGACUUCUUCUCAGGUGCAAAGAUUCAGUAACACACGUGAUAGCUUCAUCUGUUUGAGGCAUCUGAACAUGAACCUUAAUAUCUCUCUGUAUCCAGAUGAUGAUAGUUGGGUUAUGGGGUUUGUUAAUCUCUUGGAGUUAGCACCUCUUUUAGAAGAACUAGAACUGCAUAUGGAUCAUUAUGGACAUUGCUCUUCUAAUCUGAGGAUGGUGACAGCGGCGCAAGGGCCUCUGCAUCGUCACCUCAAGAGUGUCUACAUUUCUGGAUUUUCUGAUGUAUCAGGGCUAGCCGAGCUGGCGUUCUACAUCCUUGAGAAUGCUAUUGUGCUUGAACGUAUGGUAGUAGAUCCUGUGGCAGGGAUGAAGGAAGAUCUGAACACCGAACGUUUCUAUUCGGUCAGCAAGGCUGGUAGCAGCGAAGAGUUCGUUCUUCCAACCGAGGGUGAUCGGUACUGUCUUGAGGAGAUGCGAUUGUUUGCGAAAAUGAACCUUGACAGAGAGGAGUUUCGUCAUGUCCUCACCGUGUUAUGAAUAACAAAUGUAGAACUAUAGUUCUUUUCUACACAUGUGGAUGAUGGACGAACCGGUGUGAUGGAAAAUUGAGCAGGAGUCCCCCC
Messenger RNA from Lolium rigidum, 1466 nucleotides. RefSeq lists its product as uncharacterized. The transcript has 3 exons. Bases 73 to 1380 code for a protein of 435 amino acids. The record is from RefSeq and is a predicted model, not a curated record. Lineage: Eukaryota; Viridiplantae; Streptophyta; Magnoliopsida; Poales; Poaceae.